AUGGCACUCAGAACAUUGGUUGUCGGUGGCACAAGUGGAAUUGGCCUAGCUCUGGCCCACCACGUUGCUGCAACCUCCAAUGCUGUCGUCACCGUCUGCGGUCGUACCAAACCCGCCAACUUAUCGUCAAACAUUGAAUUUUCACCAAUUGAAGCUACUUCAAUGCGCGGAAUCAAGCAAUGGGCCGACAACUUCAAAGACAGGCUCGCGGGGCAUCGGAUUGCGUUGCUCAUCCUGUCUCAGGGAACUUCAAACUUUGCCGGUCGCGAUGAGACCGACGAGGGCAUUGAUCGCAAAAUGGCGCUUCACUAUUACGGUCGGCAACUCAUUGUCCGUGAACUGACCCCGGUUCUUGAACAAGAUGCAAAGGUCCUAUUCAUCUUGAAUGGCAGGGAAGGAUCUCCGGCUCGUAUAAACUGGGACGACCUCGAUCUCAGAACAAGCUACUCUAUGAGCACGGCUGCCCAGCAGUGUGCUACUAUGCUCGACAUUAUGGUUCAACACUACGCCACUAUACAAAAGGGUGAUGACAAACGGCACUAUGCGCAUGUGUAUCCGGGAGGAGUCUUGACUGGUCUUACAAGAGCCUGGCCGUGGUAUAUGAGAGCAGCUGUUAAGGUGGUUGGCCCCUUGAUCGCUGUGAAGCCCGAGACGUGUGCUCAGCUAUUGUUGGGGAAUCUGGACAAGGUCGCGAGUGAGAGUGGGAGAGAAGGGUAUUUUUGGAGUAACAUGGAUAGCGAUGGGAGUGUCAUCAAGAACAAGGCUGUCUGGAGUCAAAGCCAAAGGGAUUGUCUUGCUGAACAUACAUGGAGCACUAUCGAUAGUGCUCUCAAUAGCCGAUGA
Molecule: messenger RNA, 843 nt
Organism: Fusarium tjaetaba
Lineage: Eukaryota; Fungi; Ascomycota; Sordariomycetes; Hypocreales; Nectriaceae
Product: Dehydrogenase reductase SDR family member on chromosome X
Exons: 1
Coding region: 1-843 (280 amino acids)
Source: RefSeq, a predicted model, not a curated record